Messenger RNA from Cuscuta campestris, 1051 nucleotides. Lineage: Eukaryota; Viridiplantae; Streptophyta; Magnoliopsida; Solanales; Convolvulaceae. The record is from the annotation of a GenBank genome assembly.
CAAUAUUCCACAUCCCCAAGGACCAAAGCACUUCCCUCAGACUUUCCUCUUCCCCUUUUCUACCACCCCUUUGUUUCCAGUUCAACCAUGUCAAAUGAAUCUCAACCCAUGUCCCAUGAAGAGCUUGUUGCAUCCAACGCCGCCUUAAAGGCCCAAGUAGAGUACUUGGUCAAAGAGGUAGCUAAGCUCACCAAGAUAAAGCUCAACACCCUUCAAGGAAGUGAUCAUGAGGAUGAUGCUAGCACCAGUAGCACCACCAAGGCCAAAACUAAUGACGGGUCUGAUUUCAAAGUUGACAUCCCAACUUUUGAGGGAAAGAACGACCCGGAAAAGUUUCUAGAAUGGCUAAACACGGUGGAACGCGUUUUCGAUUUCAAAGAAGUCUCUGAUGAGAAGAAGGUCAAGAUAGUGGCCUUGAAGUUCCGAAAGUAUGCAUCUACUUGGUGGACUAAUACGUGCACCAAAAGGAGAAGAAACCACAAGGAGCCGUUGGCUACAUGGGCCAAAAUGAAGUCUCUCUUAAAGAAGAAGUUCUUGCCCGCUGAAUAUGUUCGUGAAAAUUUUGCCAAGCUUCAAACACUUAAGCAAGGUUCUAAAUCAGUUGAAGAAUACACCCGCGAGUUCGAGGAACUCUUGUUAAGGUGUGACUUGCAAGAAGAUGAUGAGCAAACCUUUGCACGAUACCUAUUCGGCUUAAACCUACAAAUAGCCAGUAUUGUAGAGUUGCAAAGUUAUGAAUCCCUGGAAGAGCUUACCAAACUAGCCCUUAAGGUUGAAGCAUUAAUAAAGAAAUCCAAAGCCCUUCUUUCCAAAGCACACCCUUGUCUUGCUCACUAAUAGCCGAAAUACUCUCUUCAAAACAAGCCAAAGAAUAUCCUCCAAAUUCAUCCAGUAUCUCCUUGUGAUUUCCUUCAUUAUAGGCUGAACAAACCAGCCCCAUUUUUAGCCAAAUAACAUCCCACUAAGCCCCACAAUGUUUCCCAGUUAUUUGUGCUACAUAUGGAUGAAAUACACCCUUCCAAAAUAUGCUAAAUAAAGCUUUGUCACAACC